Messenger RNA from Brugia malayi, 690 nucleotides. RefSeq names its product seven transmembrane domain protein, putative. The record is from RefSeq and is a predicted model, not a curated record. The transcript has 5 exons. Bases 1 to 690 code for a protein of 229 amino acids. Lineage: Eukaryota; Metazoa; Nematoda; Chromadorea; Rhabditida; Onchocercidae.
AUGACGUUCCUUCAUUUUCUAAAUUGUAUAGCACUGUCAUAUGCACCAUAUUUUAUCGCAUACAAGUAUUCGGGUUUAUCAGAAUAUUGCUCCAUAUGGAAAUGCGCACACGCUGCUCUGGCGUAUUUUUUGACGCAGCUAUGCAAAAUGCUUGUCCUUGCAACGUUCUUUCCAGCCAGUGAUAUUAAUGGAUUUGAUUUGAUCCCAGAAUUAAUGAAAGCAAGCGCGGAUAUUUUCGAUGUAAUGGGUUUGCACGCCGUAAUCUUUUAUCUGAUGGCAGGUAAAAGUGAGAUCCGAUUCUUGGCUGUUGGUUUAGGCUGGGCUUUUGCUCAUAGUGUAGCUAGUCGCCUCGUUGGUUUUUGGGUUGGUGCCAGAGCAACAGCAUUUCAUUGGAAGUACAUUCAGAUGGCCCUAAAUUCCAAUAUUGAUCUAAUUUUUUAUGUUGCAAUGGCAGCAUUAGUAUGGUUAUUCACUCGAAAUGAUCUCCGAUCAGGAAUGAGACGAAUAGUUGCUUUGCUGAUUGCACUUUGUGUUUUUCAUGAAUUUAUUGAGCAAGCGGGUGUUGUAUAUUUGGAUCUUCGAUCUUGGACCUUGCUUGGAGCAAAGGCCGCAUUAACUACGGGACUUGCCAUAGGAACACUGAUUGCAUAUUCAUCACUUGGAACGCAUUUCACACAGUACCGCAGUUAA